Messenger RNA from Aquila chrysaetos chrysaetos, 1979 nucleotides. It is a transcript of the gene MREG, whose product is annotated as melanoregulin. NCBI's taxonomy places the organism in Eukaryota, Metazoa, Chordata, Aves, Accipitriformes, Accipitridae. Gene Ontology annotation, biological process: melanocyte differentiation; melanosome transport. The coding region runs from base 130 to 771 and encodes 213 amino acids. The record is from RefSeq and is a predicted model, not a curated record. The transcript has 5 exons. Gene Ontology annotation, cellular component: melanosome.
CGGGGAAGGGCGGCGGGGGAGGCGCGGCGGGCGCGGAGCUCGGCACUGCCCCGCUGCUUCGGCGCCGGCGCUGCCGGGCCGGGGGAGGGCUCAGCCCGGCCCGCCCAGCGCGGCUCUCCGGCCGCGCCGAUGGGGCUGCGGGCCUGGCUGCGCUCGCUGGGCGGCUGCUGCGGCUGCUGCGGAGGGGAGGCGGCGGCGCCCGAGAAGGAGCCCUUGCUCAGUAACAACAACCCCUACGCCUCCUUUGGAGCCACGCUGGCGCGGGACGAGGAGCAGAACCUGUGGAGCACCCCACAUGACGUGACCCACACGGAGGCGGACGACGACCGGGUGCUGUACAACAUGAUCGUGGUCAGGAACCAGCUGGACAAGGACUCGGAGGAAUGGCAAAAGCUCAACUAUGAUAUUUAUACCUUACGGCAGACCCGAAAAGAAGUGAGAAGCAGGUGGAAGCACAUUUUGGAGGAUUUAGGUUUCCAGAAGGAAGCGGACUCCCUCUUGUCGGUGACCAAACUCAGCAUCAUUAGUGACUCCCAGAACAUGGGCAAAGCCCGGGACUUCCUGUUAAAGCUGUCUGAAGAGACAAACAUCUUCCCGACCAGCUGGGAGCUUUCUGAGCGCUACCUCUUUGUGGUGGAUCGGCUCAUAGCUCUGGAUGCUGCAGAUGAGUUCUUCAAGAUGGCCAGUGUGGUGUAUCCGAAGAGACCCAGCGGGGAAAGAGUGGACGAUAGCCAGAAGGCCCCCCAGUGUAUUGCUGUCAUGAUGCCCUGAGGAACAUGCCUCGCUGGCGCAAGACGGACAGCGGGUUUCCUUCGCUCCGGGACCAGGCUCCUCUGCCGAGGGGUUAGCACAAGUAGUGCCGCUCCUUGUUUUCCUGCAGAGAAGCAAGUGGGCUCGCCGGAGCAGAGCGAGGAGGUCAGCGAGCUGUGCCCCACCAGGAGGGUAGGGGAAGGCAGAUGCUGGCCCCAAGGUGCUCCCAAGCAGAAGGGAGCAAGAACCGCCGUAGCGUAGCCCUGGUGGGAGACCUCAAGCUGAGUAGUGUGCACGAUAGGCACGGGGGGGGGGGAACCUGCCGUGCAAAGCAUUGCUACCAGUAGCUGCAAAAGUUGAGAUGCCUCUAGUUACAAGCGCUGUGAGGAGAUCCGCGUUUCCACCUUCCACUGGUACCUGCCACUGUCCCCACCGUUGACCCUGCCAGCUGGGAGGACCAGCAAGGAAGGAAAAAUACCUCAGUCAUCUACAAUUCCAUGACGUUUCUCUGUGCACUGGUCCUCUUCUUCAUCCCCAGCCUAUGGCAGCCCUGCUGGGCAGGUCCCAGGGGAUUUGGCAAAGAGGCAGGAGCAGCAUGUAGCCUGCGGAGGAUUUAAUGCCAGGUGGCAAAGCCUUGGAGCAGUGUCGCAGUUGGGUGCUCUAUCCCCAGCCAUUAGUGGUUUGGAGGCGUUUGUGUUGGGGGGUGCUCAGCCUGACAUCUUAAGGUAGAUUUUGGGAAGGUGCCAAGGUCAGAGCUGCUGAGAAUUUGGCUCCUGUAAUAUCCUCAGAUCGGUUGCCCAACAUCUAUCAAUUUCUGAAAGUUUUGGUCUUAAUUGCAUUAAAAAAUCCCAUUAUAAAGCUGCAUGUACUGUCAAUAUAUACCACCCCUGCUGUUAAUGAGGAUUUUUAAUGAACGUUCUUUAUAUCUUGGGGUUUUGUCUGAUAAUGAGCAAUAAUUUUAAAACACUGGAUUUGAUCAUUUGAAAACAAGGGGAAGUUCUUCACUGUUGAACACAUGUGCUGCUAAUUGGCCAGUUGAAAAUGCUGGUUACACAGGACCUCCCAAAAUAGCAAAACAGAGCUUUUAUUUGUUUAUACCUACAGUGUUUGAAAGAUAUAUAUAUAUUUAUUAAUUGUUUCUGUUUGUCAGUCUUCCUGGGAAGCAUUUUUGUCAGCUCAGGACAUCAGUGAAAACAGAGUUUAAUAAACAAAACACAUUACAAAACUAA